Molecule: messenger RNA, 426 nt
Organism: Pelobates cultripes (western spadefoot toad)
Lineage: Eukaryota; Metazoa; Chordata; Amphibia; Anura; Pelobatidae
Source: the annotation of a GenBank genome assembly
AUGGCAGCUGAACAGGACCCUGAGACUGGCUCCACAUGUUCGGAACAUCUGUCAGAGGGACACAGAACAGACCGACUAGCAGAGUCCCCCAGCAGCCCACAAGCAGAAGGGGAUGACUCAGCCCCAGCUCCCAAAAAGGAUAUCAGGCACCUACUGCAAGAAACAAAGCAGAUGUUUGAUGCUGACAUAAACCUGGUGAGAACAGAAAUGCAGGCAGUGACAGCACGGGUACAGGCCUCUGAAGAGGACAUAUUAUAUCUCAGACAAGAGGUGAAGAGUAUGGGGGAUACCCUGCAAUACUUACAGUCUGCAAACACAGCAUUUCAAAACACACUAGACCUCAUGGAAGACCGCAGCAGGUGCAUGAAUACAGCUACAGUUCCUGAGGAGACUCACGACAGUACUCCUGCUGCACACUCAGGCUAA